This is a messenger RNA of Lentinula edodes (shiitake mushroom), 612 nucleotides long. RefSeq lists its product as uncharacterized. The coding region runs from base 1 to 612 and encodes 203 amino acids. Lineage: Eukaryota; Fungi; Basidiomycota; Agaricomycetes; Agaricales; Omphalotaceae. The transcript is spliced from 7 exons. The record is from RefSeq and is a predicted model, not a curated record.
AUGACGGAUGAGUAUCGAUAUGGGAAACAGGGUGAUCGAGAGCUUUUGAGUGGGGCUCUCUUUUCUCUUUUCUUUUACUGCCCCCCUUCCCAACCGAGUGCCAACCAGUCGUUUAGAACAAUACCAUUUAUCUCAAGCAAAACUCGAGUUAUCUGUAUCGGGGUCACAUUGGCGAAUGAGGGGUUUCAGUUGAGGCUGAGGCGCUGGCGCGAAAGUGUUUUGAUUAAGCUCGACGUGACGCGGCCUGAGAUGUGUCUAAAUCUUAUGAAACUCGUCGCGGUCAGCCUCGCUUCGUUAACUUUGCUUGCCCUUUUGACAGGAUAUAGCGGUCAAAUGACCUUUGUUCAUUUUGUGAACCUCUCAUUUCGCCGUAUCAUGCUCGUAAUCAUAGGAAUAAAGAGGAAACGGGUUCAUACUUGUCUGACACAAUCUGAGAAGGAUGAACAGACAACGCAGGAAGAUUGGAUAUGGGCUGGGACGAAAAUGUCCGUGGCUCUCUUACAGCCAGAUAGACCUACAACAUCCUCGAGGUUCAAGUCCCCUUCUUUUUGUCCAUUGGGACCCACUGGCUCUUCAUCGCAGCUUGUUCAACCCGUCGACCACGCUCAAUGA